Molecule: messenger RNA, 2457 nt
Organism: Mucor mucedo
Lineage: Eukaryota; Fungi; Mucoromycota; Mucoromycetes; Mucorales; Mucoraceae
Exons: 3
Coding region: 159-2372 (737 amino acids)
Source: RefSeq, a predicted model, not a curated record
GCGAAACUGUCUUGAAAAAGACUCCUUGAUGUCGAGAAAGGAAACGUAAAUGUUCUUAUGAACAACCUUGCGCAAGAUGCAUCAAAUUCAACAUUACAUGCACCUUUACAGUCGUGCCAUCACCCAAAGAUGUAGAAUACAUACAAGAAUUGGAAUACAUGAAACAAAUCCAAGAUAUUCAAUUACAGAUAUCUACUAUGGAGAACGAGUUGUGCACACUGAAGAUUGCUCGAGACAAAAACGUCGAGGAAAUUCAAACUUCUAGAGAAACAAACUCUCUUUCUCCGGACACUCGAUCUAUGAGUGUAUACUCCCAGGAUAGUGACUCAGUAUACCAGAUCAAGACCGAGAAAGAUGAGUCAUAUUACGAUUAUCCAUCACCUGUUUCGAUGAACAAUACAUUGGAAUAUAUACCAGCACAGAGUAAUCACUAUGAUUCCCAGCACAAACAAAAACAACAUCGCCACCAUCAUUAUCACCAGGACCGUGCCUUCAAAAAAGAAUCUCACCAAGAGCUGUUUGCUCCAUUGGAUCAAAAACAAACAAUAGCUAAAUGUAAAGCUAUUGAAGCAACCAUCACAAAAAAAAGUAGUCAGCAACCUUGGACAUUAACUGUUCAAAACGGAAAUAUGUCUAUCGAAACACACAUUAGCUCUUACGCAGAACUCAUGUCACAUUUUGAGGGUAUGGCAACUACCUGUUUAUACCAAACGUCUACAUCCAAGUUACCUUUCCCAAUUUUAAAGGAACCAUGCACUCCCAGAGAUGCCCUAGGUGCAGCACUUGGUAUGAUCACUUGGCGAAAAUACGGAAAAUCAAGGUUUAAGAGCCUGGCGGGGUAUACACCUACUUUAUUACAUUACGAUGGUGCCACGGGUGUGACUGUAAUUGCUCCCGCGACAAGUAUGGAAACCAUAACGAUGCGACUAGUGUACACCUAUAUCAACUGCUUACAUGUACAGAAAUUUUAUAUACAUGUUCCUUCAUUUAUACGACUCUUUAUGACAGAAAGAAGCGUCAUUCAAUCUCCAGCUGUCAUGGCGCUUUGCAGUAUCAUCUGUCAACAAAAUUGUAAACAUAUUAGCGCCAUUAUACCAGAAGAGGCACUGAGUGAUUAUGGAGCAUAUUAUUUUGAACAAGCACGAGAGUUGAUUGCGGAUCAAUUUGAUGAAGCCAACUUGGAAACACUAUUUACAUUUACAUUUUUGGCAGUGUCCAAAAUCUUGAUCAAGGAUGACAAACAAGCUGAUCGCUAUCUUUGUAUUGCAGAGCGCAUAUAUAAUGUUUUAUUACCGCAGUAUAAAUCUCGGGAUGGAUCAUGUUCGGAUGAAUCAGUUUUGUUUGCACGUAUUUACCGCUGUUUACAUCAUUCACGAUCUGCCAUUUUAAUACAUGAGAUUAUGGAAACAGAAAACCCAUCACGAUCUGUCAUACCUCGUAUCGCCCAUCUAAUGGAAGAUUUGGACGACGCAUAUAUCCAACCGGCCCAAGAUGAUUCACCGCGAGAAAAGCAGUACAUUCAAGUCCGACGUCAUAUCAAUCAAUUACGUGAAUCCAUUAGAAUGACCAUCGGAAACAUCUCUGCACCGGAUUUCAUGACAUUCAUCGGCACGUUUGGACAUCAAGUGGAGAUGGUGAUGCGGCACUGGUACAGACAUGUUCUACCCGUGGAUUUCCAAUUGCAGAUACCCCUUUUUGAAGGCACUUGGACUGAUAUUGAAUUCUUUACACAUCUUGAGUUGGAAUGUGGUGAUUCUCCCAUACCUGUCAUGGUUACCUUAAUACUUUACAAUGAGUAUUUAAUCAUGUCUAAAUCAUAUGUACCCAAACGACCUGGUGAUACGCCCCUAGAUACCACGGAGCUGUUAGAAAAGUUUAAACAUGUACAAAAACACGCUUGUCACCACGAAGAAAAUGAGCAUAAUAAAAUGCACCACUGGGUGAAGAUAAUUCAAAAGAUGGCACAUAUCAAGCGAGGUGGUGGUUCUUCAAAAGAUUUAACAAUGAAUGAUGAAGAGAUAUUGGAAUUCAUCAAAGUAUUAAAUAUAUCCCAAAUCGGGUUUAAUAUACCGUUUCUUCAUACUGCUGUUGUGGUUGCAUUGGACAUGGUACGACUCUUCCAAUUCUUACUGUCGCGAGAUUAUUCUUGUUUCUUGGAUCUGCGGUGGGUGAUGAAUACCUGGCAGUUGUUGAUGAGGGCCGCUAAAUAUAAAUACCAGCAACCCGGAGAUGAGGAGGUGACUUUGGAUCGCAUUAGGGCCAAUCUUAUUCUGUGUUUAAAUAUUAUGCGAGAUCAACUAAAAUCAUCUCGUCGUGACUCUUCAGGCUCCUUUGUGGAGAUGAUGGAGCAAGAAUUUAAAAGCUUGUUUUGAUCAUCUACAUCUAAUUUAAGCAUUUGUAAAUUUGUGAAUAUGUGAAUAUAUAUAUAUAAAAAAAAGUUUAUUAAAAUAAAAAUAG